Molecule: messenger RNA, 1893 nt
Organism: Penicillium brasilianum
Lineage: Eukaryota; Fungi; Ascomycota; Eurotiomycetes; Eurotiales; Aspergillaceae
Source: the annotation of a GenBank genome assembly
CGUGCCCAUGCAAGGCCCCAAAAGGCCCGAGGAAAUCAACCCAGCUGAUCGACGUGUUUAGGAGCCCCAUUCUGUCAGUGAACUAUCCACUCGCUACUCCGUUCUCCGAACCCCCGAUGCUAUAUAAUCAAUCUGAACGCCCACCCCCUCUCCCCGACUUAAUCAUCUUGGUCCUUUCUUGCCUUCUACUUCUACACCUAUAUACCUUUCAUACACCUGACAUACUAUUACUCUGUUCGAUCUAGAGAUCCUCAUACCCCACCUCGCCAAACCGAACUGAUACUAUACACUCUUGCUUUACCACUACGGCUACUGCCUAUUCACCAUGCAUCGUUCCUCAAGUCACAGUAAUAGCAGCGCUUUCAGUCCCAACGCCAACCCAAAUGAGGACUGGACCAAGAUCUCCGAUCUUGCAGAGCGUCGGCGCAUUCAAAAUCGUAUUGCGCAACGAAACUAUCGCAAGAAGCUGAAGCGACGAUUGGAAGAUCUUGAGCGCCGUGCAGCAUCUUCCGCUUCUCCAGAAGCCUCACACGCCGAGCUAGCGGCUCCUCCCAAGCCUACGCCUAACAAGUCUCGCUCCAAACAAUCACGAGCCGGCAAAGCCACCGACAAGGCGCACACAGUACACACAUCAGCACCCGAGCGCCCAGCCUCGUACGAAUAUUACAACAGUACACAAGAUGAGCGCGGUAUGUUUGGACAACAAUGUACUCGUCAACUAUCCGCCUCGCCGCCCCCAGUCUUCUCAUACCCACCACUACCGAGCUACGACGCCUACCGACCCAGCUACGGGCAAAUGCCAAUCUACCACACCGUCCCAAGCUCCUAUAAUGACAUCUCAUUCGCCGACUACGGCGAACCAGUUCCCAGCGUGGUGCCGAUGGCGGGCGCCCCAGGAAUAGGCCGCAAGCCAUACGACGAGGACAUGAUGAGUCCGUUCAGCAUGAGCUACGCAUCGAUGGCAGGCAUCGACUUAGUGCCACAGCAGCACGCAGAACCAAGCCUUCCGGUGCCCUCGCUUUCUUACGGCUAUAUACAUGGUUCUGCUCAGAUCCAUGAACAUGAUCAUCGAGCGGCUUCGACUUCGACGGCUUCGCCUGAAGCCUCGAUCUUUACGUUUCCCCUGACCCCCGAGUCACCCCCAUGCUCGCCGCGCUCAAUGCCGGGCUUGUUCGAGUAUGACCUGAGACAAUGAUGAAUUCGAAAAUCGAAAAUCACUGGCUCAGAGUUAGGAUCGGAUCAAUGCGCCUCUCGCCCCGCUUCUAAAUUACUAUUUUACCGUCUGGGUGAAGGGAGAGACAGGGUCGCGUACAACCGGCAGGCCCUGCGGGUAGGUCCACCCUGAUGGACCCCCGCGCUUCCCGCCCCGUUUCUACUCGUUAGGCACCUGAUUCAGGGCUGUCGAUUAGGGAACUCAAAGAGAAAUGGGAACCACCUUAUGACUCUCUAUUCUUCGCUCCGUUCACUUGGUCCGAAUCAUCUCCACUUUGUUCGGUUUUUUUCCCUUAUUUCGUUUACUUUCCUCACUGUUAUUUUUUCUAUACUUUGUUUCUUUAUGACCCUGCCUUACGGGGACGUGUGUGACGAGCGAGCAUCAUCUUGGCGUUUACGAGGUCUCUCCAGACUUCUCUGGUAUUUGUCAAUUUUUUCUUGGACCGGGCCGUGUAUGGUAUACGGAUAUACUACGAGCUCUGGUGUUUUUACCGUGGGGAAAAGGCACGCCGGGAUUUGUUUUCUUUUUUUUUUUCUUUUUUUUUUCUUUUUGGGAGCGGAAGAUCAUUACGACUGAUAACGGAACUAGAAUACAGGAGCAAAUGCCACUAUUUCGCCUUCUUGUUUAAUUACCACCUUCUACAUUCAAAUACUACUAUCUGAAAAAGUACUACUGCAGAG